CAUUAUUAUAACAUUACUAGCUGUACCGGUCCGCUUCGCUGGGCAUUUUAAAUUAACAUUAUUAUUUCUCACCCCCACAAAGAUUCUCAUCAUUAAAGCCCCCGCAACUGGCUUAGGGAGUCCAAUACUCAUAUAAAUAUUAGCCUAUCCAUUAACAUUUUAAUAGACGAACAUAAUUAAUUAGCAAUCAACGCUAACAUUAUAAUAAAGAUAAAUCGUCAUCGUCAUCGUGUUUAAAAACAAAAUACAAAAUAAUCAGUAACAGUUUUGUUAUUGUAGUGUAAAUAUGAAAGCGGCGAAUAAAAGUCUUGUUUUCGGAUUGAUUCUUAUUUGUUCAGUUGUCGGCCAACAGUUUCGAUAUGACUAUACGUACUUCAGGAAUAUCAACGGGUGGUUGAAGCUUCAGGAGAUUCCAGCUAUUUGGCAAGAGGCUCGAUUAAGAUGUCAUUUGGAAGGAUCUGUAUUGGCUUCACCUCUGGACGCUGCUUUAAAAAGCAGCAUGCUGUCUUUGAUAACAAAUAAGAAGAGUUCGUGUGGCAUCUACACUGGUAUUCAUGCGUUAUUCUCGAGAGGAGACUUCCGUUCAAUUGAAGGAGUUCUACUGGCAAAAAUUCCUCAUGAUUGGGCCGAUUAUGAACCAGAUAAUGCUGGAGGUGACGAAAAUUGUAUCCUGAUGUAUCCUGAUGGAAGCUUCGCCGAUGUUAAUUGCACUGAUACGUUCCAGUACGUUUGCUAUAAGAAAAAGACUUCAACUGUUGCUAUGUCUUCCUGUGGCAGUGUAGACAGUGAAUAUACUCUCAGCAAAGAGACGGGAAAUUGUUACAAAUUUCAUAAAGUUCCUCGCACGUGGUCGCGCGCCUACAUGACCUGCUUAGCCGAGGGAGGAUACCUGACGAUUAUCAACAGCCAACAAGAGGCUACGUUCCUUAAGGAACUUUUCGCGAAGAACCCUGCCUCUCAUAUGGUUGGAAGAUUCUGGAAAGAUAUCGCUUUCAUUGGCUUACACGACUGGAAUGAGCACGGAGAAUGGUUGACUAUUAAUGGUGAGACAUUACAAGAGGCCGGCUACGACAAGUGGUCUGCCGGUGAACCGAAUAAUUCGACUGGCGGUGAAUACUGCGGCUCAAUAUAUCGUUCGGCGCUGAUCAACGACCUUUGGUGUGGAAGACCAGCACCGUUUAUCUGCGAGAAGGAACCUCGCAGCUUACUCCGAGAGCACGACGACAAAUGAGUGAUACUAAUUCCGAGUUAACAUUUCGAGUUAGUUGCAAGGAUCAAAACAAUGAAAUGAUGUUAUUUAUUUACGAAAAAUUAAACGUAUUAAAUAGGUA
Molecule: messenger RNA, 1331 nt
Organism: Bombyx mori (domestic silkworm)
Lineage: Eukaryota; Metazoa; Arthropoda; Insecta; Lepidoptera; Bombycidae
Gene: CTL19
Product: C-type lectin 19
Exons: 7
Coding region: 287-1231 (314 amino acids)
Molecular function (GO): signaling receptor activity
Source: RefSeq, a predicted model, not a curated record